AGGACAUGAGUACCGUCCUCGCGCAAAUCGAAGCAGCGAUGAAUUCCCGUCCGCUUACUCCUUUUUCCGAGGAUCCGGACGAGCUGGACGUGCUCACACCAGGGCACUUUCUGACCGGAACGUCGCUGCUGGCAAUCCCAGAUCCGGACUAUUCGGACAUUCCCACGAACCGGCUGCAGCAUUACCAGCAGCUGCAACAACUGGUGCAGCAGCACUGGAAGCAGUGGAGGCGAGAGUACAUCUCGCAACUCCACAAUCAGAACCAGAAGUUCCCGCAAGCAACCCAGCUGAAGGCUGGCCAGAUGGUAGUCCUCAAGGAGGACAACAAGGCGGCAAUCGAGUGGCCUCUUGCCCGCAUCGUCGAGGUCUACCCCGGUCCUGAUGGCGUCGUUCGGGUCGUGAAGCUGCGCCUGCCGAACGGUGCUGUCUACAAGCGACAAGCAUCCCGAGUUUGCAUGCUGCCUUUCGAGAGGGACUCGAUCGGGCAGACUCCGAACGCCUUCAACCCUCAACCGUCACAAGGCGCACCGUAACCGGAGGAAUCGCUGUCGACAGACAUCCAUACGGCGCAACGGAGAUGGGCGAAGAAGGCGUGAAGAAAAUUAUUUUGAAAUUUAAGCAGUGUUAGUUUUAAGUAGGAACCUGUGCCGCGGAGAAAACGGUAUUACGCGGCUACCGGUGGCCAAGCCGGAGAAGCAUCUGAUAAUACCGGCUUUGUUGUUACGACGACGGCGAGAACUUUCCGGUAGGGAAUUUACCGGCUUUGUGGGUUGAGAGUUUUGACUGACUACUUGUUUUUUUUUUUCUCUUUUAAGAGAACUG
Messenger RNA from Culex pipiens pallens (northern house mosquito), 822 nucleotides. RefSeq lists its product as uncharacterized. The record is from RefSeq and is a predicted model, not a curated record. The transcript has 2 exons. Lineage: Eukaryota; Metazoa; Arthropoda; Insecta; Diptera; Culicidae. The coding region runs from base 6 to 533 and encodes 175 amino acids.